Molecule: messenger RNA, 1716 nt
Organism: Bipolaris oryzae ATCC 44560
Lineage: Eukaryota; Fungi; Ascomycota; Dothideomycetes; Pleosporales; Pleosporaceae
Exons: 1
Coding region: 1-1716 (571 amino acids)
Biological process (GO): tRNA processing
Molecular function (GO): tRNA (uracil(54)-C5)-methyltransferase activity, S-adenosyl methionine-dependent
Source: RefSeq, a predicted model, not a curated record
AUGGCCUCUUCCGCAGAUAAUGUCGCUCCCAUCGAGAGUAAUGGCGCAAAAAGACACGCCGAGACGCCUUUGCGUAGCGAAGAAGGUUCACGAGGAAAUUACAGGUUCAAGAACAAACGAAUGAAGAACGGCCAUGCCGAGCAAAGCAAGAUACUAAAGACAAACGGUACCAACGAGGAGGUCUUGUUGGAGGAUGUUACUGCGCUCAUCAAAAAAUUCAAGCUAGAAAGAGAAGGCAAAGAGACGUCAACGCAACUACCUGAAAAGUUCAAAGAAAUUACUGUCGAGAUCAAGGAAAUAUCAUCUACCGGAGAUGGUCUUGGAUUUCAGCAAAAUUCAAAUUCGGACCAAGUCUUUGUUGUACCUUUUAGUGCGCCUGGAGAUGUUGUGACCGCACGUCCGCACAGGCAUUUCGAGAAGGAAAAAUACUCCAUGGCCGAUUUUGUCAAUGUUGUUACGCCCUCAGAUCACCGCGACUCUUCUCUGAUAAAGUGCCCCUACUUUUCCUGCUGUUCGGGUUGCCAAUUUCAGAUGCUGCCCUACGAUUUUCAAUUGGAACACAAAAAGUCCAUCGUUCAAAAAGCUUACAAAAACUUUUCCAACCUACCACCUGAGCUCGUUCCGACUAUUGGCGAUACCAUUGGGUCACCCUUGCAAUACGGAUACAGGACGAAGCUCACGCCGCACUUUGAUGGUCCACCGGAUGCUCGUCGAAGCGACGGCCGAAAUGGUAUCAGACGUACAUUCAAAGAGGUACCGCCGAUUGGCUUCAUGAAGAAAGGAACCAGAACCACCAUCGACAUAGAAGACUGCCCCAUCGGUACGGACGCCGUGCGCGCAGGCAACAAGCGCGAGCGCAAACGUGUUGCUGAUACCAUCGACAAGUACAACAAAGGCGCCACCAUCCUCCUCCGCGAAAGUACCACCCGGAUACCUAAAUCCGAAUACGACGCUACCAAAGAAGAAGACCCAGACGCAGUCAUCGAAGACCGAGGCGACUAUAUCCACCGCAAGAUAUGCAUAACAGACUCCAAUGCCAAAUCCACCGAAUACGUCGACGACUUCCAAUUCGUCAACCCGGCAGGCUCCUUUUUCCAAAACAAUAACAGCAUCCUCCCCGUCUUCACUCAGUACAUCCGCGAGCACAUCUUACCUUCUUCUCCCAACCACAAAAUCAGCCACCUGAUCGAUGCAUACUCCGGCUCGGGUCUCUUUACAAUUACGCUAUCGAGCCAAUUCAAAACCUCGCUAGGCAUCGACAUUUCCUCGUCGAGCAUCGAGUCCGCAACAACCAACGCGCGUCUGAACAAUUUACCUGAAAGCUCCGCACGCUUCAUCGCUGCAGAUGCUGCGCGUCUCUUUGCAUCGAUUGAGACUCCUGCUGACGAAACAGUCGUCAUGAUUGACCCCCCACGAAAAGGCUGUGAUGAAUCUUUUCUGCGGCAGUUGGUGCAAUAUGGGCCUGCGAGAAUUGUCUAUGUGAGCUGUAAUGUGCAUACGCAGGCCAGGGAUGUCGGUGUUUUGGUUGGUGGCAUGAAGGGCGUGGAUGGUGGGUUUGGAAAGGGAGAAGGGUGCUAUGAGAUUGAGAGCCUGAGGGGAUUUGACUUUUUCCCUCAAACGGGGCAUGUAGAGGGUGUUGCUGUGCUGACUAGGAAGACGAUGGGAUCGGUUGGAGAAACUAAUGGGGCACAGAGUGGUGAGGUGACGAUGGAGUAG